Messenger RNA from Rubroshorea leprosula, 1513 nucleotides. The record is from the annotation of a GenBank genome assembly. Lineage: Eukaryota; Viridiplantae; Streptophyta; Magnoliopsida; Malvales; Dipterocarpaceae.
AUACUCACAACCCUAGCUGCUUGCCUCUUGAUUUACAGAAGUAAUUUGAAGCCGAAGAACGGAAAUCAAUUUGAAACUCAUUAGCUACAAAUAAAAGAGUAGUGCCCCCAAAGCGGCGAAAUCAAUUUGGUUUUCUUCCUUCAUAGAGAAUAAUUUGUCAUGAAGGGUAAGAAAGUGAAGAACAAGAAGAUCACAAUGGUGGAGGAAACCCAAAUAGACAGGCUGAGCGAUUUACCGGAUGGUUUGAUCCUACACAUUCUAUCCUUAAUGGACACCAAAUAUGCAGUGCAAACCUGUGUUCUGUCCAAAAGAUGGAAAUAUCUUUGGAUACAUAUAUCCAGUGUCCAUUUCCACAGCAAGUCGUUCUCUAGAUUGGAAGACUUCAGAAGUUUUAUGUACCAUGUUCUGCAGCGUUGCAAGAUGUCUAAUCUUCUUGCAUUCUGCCAUCACAGUCACAAUUAUCUUAACGAGGAAGAUAAGUACACGCUUGAUAGAGUCACUGAUUUAACUGUUUCACGCCGUCUUCAAGAGCUUAUUUUGACUUUUGCUCAUUUGGAUCGGAAUUGGCAUACUUUGAAAAAGUUAGACCUGGCAUACAGUAUUUUCAGGUGUCAAUCUUUGAGAGUUGUCAGACUUGAAAAUUUAUUUGACUUUGGCAACUUCCCAGACUCUUUGGAAUUGGCAUCACUAGAAACUUUAACUCUAACCAGAGUGACGCUAUCUAGUAAAAAUCAUUGUAAUGAUCUCUUUUCAAAAUGUGGGAAAUUGCAAAACCUUGUUUUACACAAGGUUACCAUUAGGAUAUCCAGUGUAUUCAACAUAUCAGCUCCUGAAUUGGUCAAUUUGACCAUAUGUAGUCCUGAAUUUGAAACUACCAAUGGCACCGGCAAGCAUCCGAGUGAAAAAAAGGUUGUGGUUAGGGCAACGAAAUUGACCUCUUUCAUCUUAUCAGUUGAUCACAAACUAUAUUAUUUUUCUAUAUAUAACUCUCCCCUUCUUUAUUAUGUGGAAGUGAAAGCAUCAGGUGUCUUAAGUCAUUACUUUAACAAUGGAAGAUAUGUUUUGCAUCUUAUUGAUGUUCUACGGGAGCUUGGCAAUGCAAAAUCACUCGCUAUAUCAGGAAACAUCCUAGAGUUUCUUUCAAAGAAUUACAGUGUGCUUGAACAUCAGUCUUCUCCCUUUCGAAAUAUCGAGUCCUUCAAAGUACUGGGCCAAGAAAACAAAAGCAAGAUGAUGGAAUGGUCGAAAGUGUUGCAGUUCUUGCUUCAGGACUCUCUCAUUGCAGACACGAUGUUUUUCGAAAUUCAGAAAGGGAAAAAGUAAUCACAAAGUCGCUACAACUGUCUUGGAUGAGGAAAAGAACGCAUGAAAGUGCAGAUGUUUUUCCGUCUUUAUAAUAUAUAUUUGGAAGUGGGGAUUUGAAUCUAUCUCUAUCUCUUUAAGAUGGGAGCAUGCAAUUUGUUUUUUUUUUUUAAACAUUGAGAAAUGGGAGUAAGAAAGAUUAUACCACAAG